This is a messenger RNA of Monopterus albus (swamp eel), 683 nucleotides long. RefSeq names its product WD repeat and FYVE domain-containing protein 3-like. The record is from RefSeq and is a predicted model, not a curated record. The transcript is spliced from 3 exons. NCBI's taxonomy places the organism in Eukaryota, Metazoa, Chordata, Actinopteri, Synbranchiformes, Synbranchidae. Gene Ontology annotation, biological process: aggrephagy. Bases 288 to 683 code for a protein of 131 amino acids.
CUGUACACCCCACCCGGUGUCAGGGGGGGAUCAGCUGUGCCAGUCCCGACAGGCCACACACACACGCACAGAAGGCUGGCUGGCAAACAAAGCUCCUGGCGCUGCCAAUGAAGACAGGCCAUGCCUCCACGCUUAGCCUCCCCUCUUCUCACACUGCUGUGAGGGGAAUGCAUGACACUAUUGUUGUCACAUUUCCUUAUCAGAAAGACGACAGGUUCUUGUGGAAAAGGAGUUGGUCUUGGUUUAUUGUGGAAAUUUUUUCUCUCUUUAGCUGCUGAUGAGCUGAGAUGCUGGCGGAGCGCAGAGAGAACAGCAGGGCUGCCUUUGCCCUGACAAAGCCGCUCAAGAUGAACAUGGUGAAGAGGAUCAUGGGGCGGCCGAGGCAGGAGGAGUGCAGUCCCCAGGACAACACACUGGGUCUAAUGCACCUGCGACGCCUCUUCUCCGAACUGUGCCACCCUCCUCGCCACAUGACCCAGAAGGAGCAGGAGGAGAAGCUCUACAUGAUGCUCCCUGUAUUUAACAGGGUGUUUGGUAACGCGCCACCCAGCAGCAUGACGGAGAAGUUCUCCGACUUGCUGCAGUUCACCACGCAGGUCUCCCGACUCAUGGUGACAGAGAUCAGAAGAAGAGCCUCUAAUAAAUCCACAGGUGAGCCCUCUGACAGAGAUUUAUAUCUGUAA